This is a messenger RNA of Carassius carassius (crucian carp), 1550 nucleotides long. Its product is annotated as transcription factor AP-4-like. The transcript has 7 exons. Gene Ontology annotation, molecular function: RNA polymerase II cis-regulatory region sequence-specific DNA binding; protein dimerization activity; DNA-binding transcription factor activity, RNA polymerase II-specific. The coding region runs from base 333 to 1322 and encodes 329 amino acids. Gene Ontology annotation, biological process: regulation of transcription by RNA polymerase II. NCBI's taxonomy places the organism in Eukaryota, Metazoa, Chordata, Actinopteri, Cypriniformes, Cyprinidae. The record is from RefSeq and is a predicted model, not a curated record. Gene Ontology annotation, cellular component: nucleus.
GCUCGGCGGAAGGUGGCUUUUUGGUAGUGCAGCGCUGUGUGUGAUUCCUACCAGCUGUUUCCCGCCUUGAAAGACAUCCGAUCAGCUGCAAACACACACAUGCAAAAGGAGGGAGGGAACGAGAGCGAGCGCGCGACACACACACUACGAGGGAACCCCAUCAGCUGGAACAGUAGAGUAACCUUACAACUCAACGCUCAUGCCCGAAAUCAGCAGGACACGCACAGGACUGCUUCUUAAACGAGACAGGGACACGAAGAGGCUGUUUUGUUUUUAAACCGAUAAAGUACUAGAAGAAUCGAGGAGCCAGAGCUGGAGAGAAGCGGGGAAGCAUGGAGUACUUCAUGGUGCCAGCUCAGAAGGUGCCCUCCUUGCAACAUUUCAGGAAAACCGAGAAAGAAGUCAUAGGGGGCUUGUGCAGUUUAGCAAACAUUCCCCUCACGCCAGAGACGGCGCGGGACCAGGAGCGGCGCAUUCGGAGGGAGAUCGCCAACAGUAAUGAGCGCCGGCGCAUGCAGAGCAUCAACGCUGGCUUCCAGUCUCUGAAAACACUCAUCCCGCAUAGUGACGGAGAAAAGCUAAGCAAGGCUGCCAUCUUACAGCAGACGGCUGAAUACAUCUUUUCUCUGGAGCAGGAGAAGACGCGGCUGCUGCAACAAAACACCCAACUCAAACGCUACAUACAGAAGGAGUUCAGCGGCUCGUCCCCGAAGAGGAGGCGCGCCGAGGAGAAGGAUGAAGGGAUUGGAUCUCCAGACAUCCUGGAGGACGAGAAGGUGGAGGAUCUUCGGCGAGAGAUGAUCGAACUCCGACAACAGCUGGAUAAAGAGCGCUCUGUUCGCAUGAUGCUGGAAGAACAGAUCCGCUCACUGGAUGCACAUCUGUACCCAGAGAAGCUCAAAGUGAUCGCUCAGCAGCUCCAGGAGCAGCACGUGCAGACACAAACUCUGCUUCAUCUUCAACAGCAGCAGCAAGAUAGCAGCACACCUGCUCGCAGCCCGCAGGUGUUUUCUCCUGCCACGCCGCCUGCACCCACUCAUCACGCCACAGUAAUCGUUCCCGCCCCUGCGCCUCCGCCCGCUCCACAUCACGUCACUGUGGUGACCAUGGGCCCCGCCUCCGUGAUCAACACAGCAUCCACAUCUCGACAGAACUUGGACACCAUUGUGCAGGCCAUCCAGCACAUCGAAGGCACGCAGGACAAGAUGGUCGUGCCCGAGGAGGAGAAGCGUCGGGCGGUCAUCGUCACCCCGGGCCGUGUCCUCACAGACACCGGCGACUCCGACACUGCCUCUGACAACGAAGAAUCUGAGGACUGUUAACUGCCCCAGUCACCCCCCACCCCCAUAUCGACCCACCAAAUGUAACGGGGGGCACGGAGAGAGGGCGAGGGGUCUAGGGGUCUGUGGGGAAGGGCCUCCAGCAGAAAUAUUCAUUUUUUCUAUCUCCUCUCUUUUUAUCGCUGUCUUCUUCACACUCGCAUACGGGACUCACAGACUCAAUGACUUGAAGGUUUCUUGAAGGGGGGGAUAAAAAAAAAAAAAAGCAAA